AUGAUCCACCAGUCACUGCCCAAUUUGAUCUCUCACAUCCGCCAUGGCCGAAUGCAGCAGAUAGCAAUGAAGCUGUCUAGAGUUACGCUCUACAUGCUCUUGACAGCUGGCUGUCGAGGUGCAUACGUUCAGUUCCAAGACUGCUCUGAGGGUCAUGACUCUUCUUCACUCAUUCCUGAGAGUUUCCGCGCAUCGGUUGAGAGGGGAAGGGAUACCUUCGACUGGAAGUUCGAUCUCAUUGCUGGACUGAUGGAUCGUAACUCCUGCGAAGUUAACCUUUCUAAUAUUAUUCCUCGAUUCUCAAUUGUCGAUUAUGGAAACGCCACUCCUUACGUCUCCGGUCAGAUUGUCAAUAACUCCUGCUUCACAACCCAAAGGAUUGGCUCAAGGUCGAAAUUCACCAUUAUUACUUCAUUUAACCGGUCAAAGCUACUCGACACGUACAAGACUACCUUUGAGUUAACCAGCCCCGACAACACCACACUAUCUUGCGUCAGAGCUGUUUUAACUCCCGCAGUUCCCGGAGCGAUACGCCUCCUUGGUCUCUGGUUUCCAAUCGUUGUUUUCGCCUUGGCUUGUAUCACAGCAUGUUGGCCAGUCCGACGAAGCACGAGGCCCAACAAUAAAAAGAAGCCACUUGUUGCCAGAGCAAUAGAUGUACUGGCAUACAUCCAAUUCAUAUUCUUCUCAGGCGCGAUGAGUCUGCAAUACCCCGGCUUCUUUCAACCUUUGGUUGGUCUCAGUGGCUGGUCUACCUUGAUGCUGCCUGCCGGAAUAGUGGAAAACACAUCUCCAUAUGCACGAGCAGGAGUUAAAGACGGAAUUUACGAGCACAAUGGAACGAUCACAGGAGCUCCAGGCCUGGAGCUGUUGACUCAAAUGACUGGAUCGGCAGUUAAGCCUCAGAGCUGGAUGAAUACAUUCGUUUUGUCACUCCUUGUCUUCAUCUCUCUUUACAUAUUUUCCUACAUCAUUCACCGACUUGACAAUACGCGUUCGAGCCCUAGAUCAGGUUCUACGAAUUUGGUAUCACCAUUCAAAACUCAGUAUUGGGCUGUCGUACGAUUAUUUCUCAGCUGCUUCAUGCUCCCACUCAGCGCUUGGGCAACUUAUCAAUUUGUCGAUGGAACUAUCUUCGGCUAUCGAAAUUCGGUGAUGGCAAUACUAGUACUGAGUCUGUUGCUGGCAGGCUUCUAUUGGAGCUGGUCACAAGACCCUGAGAUGGCAUCUCUCGUUAUACACGACCCAACCCGUGCAAGAAGAGAAGACAACAAAGUCCAGAAAUACUGUGCCCUAGUUGUUUUCUUCUUAAUGCUAUUCCGUGGAUGUAUCCUUGGUGGUCUUCAAACGUACAAUUCUGUACAGGUUGGUCUCCUCUUAGCAUGUGAAGCAAUGCAUCUCAUGUCAAUGACUUAUUGGAUUGGAUUCUCUCAUUUCACUUCACUUCCUGGUGUUCUGUUAAUGGCCAGAAUGAUCUUAUCCUCUGUACAUAUCGGAUUCCUGCCAGGAAUGACAGGUCACUCGGGAAAAAUACUCGUCGCGUACAUCAGCCUUUGUGGACAUGCCAUUGUCCUUGUUUGCAUAUUUCUUAUACCCAUCCUUUUCGACCUUAGCAAGCUUGCAUUUGGAAGGCACCCAGUAGUUAUGCCUGACGUCGAGAACGAUAUGCAAGCAACAGCAGGGAAUGCGUCAAUAUUUGGAGAGAAUAACGAACUCAUGAAGUUGCAACGGAGUCACUCGUCUGAGUCAAACACUUUAUUGGAUAUGGUAUUGAGUCGCGAAACCAAGAUAUUUGGUGAUAAGACUAUCAGCAGGAUACAACCGGAAGUCCUUUCGCUGUUUAUGAGGAAUGUACAAGGGGAAGACGAACACACCAACGUUUGCGAGAUCUCCAGAGGCUUUAGCGGCUCAUCCACAACUCUUGUUGCUUCAACACAAUCAGAUGUAGAGAUCAAGUCAGCUGCUGAUGUCUCACCUGAUACACUGGCUUCUUAUCUUGUCUCCAAGGAAAACACGGCAAUUCGAAAUAAGUCAACGGAUCAAGAUCUGGACCGUCCGAUCAACGAGUACUUCAUAUCCACCUCUCACAACACGUACCUUCUCGGUCGUCAAGUGGCCACUCGUUCAAAAUUGGAGGGAUACAUCAAAGCUCUAUCCCAAGGUUGCCGAUCAGUGGAAAUCGACUGUUGGGAUGGGCGAAAUGGUCAGCCUAUUGUUAAGCAUGGAUACAGUCUCACAAAGUCUGUCAGCUUUCGAUCUGUGAUAAACACUAUCAAGGAACAUGCCUUUGUCAGCUCUGAUCUGCCUCUAUGGUUGUCAUUAGAGGUUCACUGUUGCAGUUCACAAAGGGACAUUAUGGCUCACAUUAUGACUGAAGUAUUUGGAUCAAGUUUAAUCACUGGGCCUAUCCCGGAGUGUCUGAGGACACUACCUUCGCCAAGCCAACUACGGGGAAAGAUACUGAUCAAAGCCAAGAUGCCACAAGAUAAAAGCUCAAAGGACAGCGACGAAGAAGAUCGUGACACCGUCAGCCUGGAUCCGAAGCAUAAUGAAGCUGAUGCAAAGCCUGAAAGGAGAGACCAGAGAGCCGCAGUCACAAAUCGCUUGCAGCAGGAAGGUCUCCAAGAAGACUUACUAGAGACAUUGGCUAUCUACGGUGCCGGCAAGCGGUUGCCCCAUGCAGACGCCAUAGAUUCACACAGGAACUUUAUUUACUCUAUUUCCGAGACAAAGCUCAAGAAACGUAUCAGCAAAGAGCAGUCUCUUGAGUUGAUUGACACGCAGCACAUGGUUCGAGUAUAUCCUGAUCCAAAUCGUGUCGAUUCGUCCAACUUUGACCCAAUAAAGUGUUGGCAGCACGGGGUUCAGAUGGUAGCACUCAACUACCAAACACACGAUUUCAAUAUGAGGUUGAACGAUGCCAUGUUCACUGGGAGCUUGGGAUAUGUGCUAAAAGCACAACCGGAACCAAAGCAGAUCCGCAUCGCGUUUGAUGUUCUCAUGGCACGAGUACAUGGGCUAGGAGCCGACAGCCUUGUGUUUGUCGAGCUUGAGCUUCUUCUACCCGACAUACCUAGUCAAACAGUCCGGACUACAGCUGUGUUGACUCAUGGGGCAGGUGCUGUUUUUGACCAGAAUCUGGACAUUUCUAUAGGAACAAAGUACCCUCACUUGGCCUUCUUGCACUGGUCCAUCAAGAGUCUGUCCAAUGGUCGACCUAUGUUGAUUCAAUCAGGGAUAGCAAAAGUAAGCAAUCUGAAGAAGGGGUACCGCGUGUUACCUCUUGGCGACACGGAAGAGAAGAGCGACCAUAUAUUGUGUAAAAUUAGCGUCAAUGUAUUGUAG
This is a messenger RNA of Fusarium venenatum, 3345 nucleotides long. RefSeq lists its product as uncharacterized. NCBI's taxonomy places the organism in Eukaryota, Fungi, Ascomycota, Sordariomycetes, Hypocreales, Nectriaceae. The record is from RefSeq and is a predicted model, not a curated record. Gene Ontology annotation, molecular function: phosphatidylinositol-4,5-bisphosphate phospholipase C activity. Gene Ontology annotation, biological process: phosphatidylinositol-mediated signaling; release of sequestered calcium ion into cytosol; lipid metabolic process.